CUCUCACAACAACGACACAACAACAACGUCAAAAACACAACACACGUGGACGUAAACAGGGGUCGAAAUCAAUUAAUCCGAAGCAGAAGAAAAAAAAACUGGAACCCCGGAGUCCCGGACUGGAACUAACUGGAGUCCGUUUCAUGGUCGAAUACAAGGUCUUGUAUAUAACUCGGACACCCUCUUCCAUUCAACUUUUUAGACUAUUAAACUAAACUGCAACUGCUGUUAAUAAAGGUUUUAAUUUGUCAUGGCAAGCGAAGAUAAUCAAGCAGCAGCCACUAACGGGGGAAGGGAGGAACUGAUCGCCUUGUUCGACCGGCUGGGAAUCGCUCACGAGACCACCGAGCAUCCACAGGUUUUCACUGUUGAGGCCAUGAUGCCACAUAUUCAACAUUUGACGGGGGCAUUCUGUAAGAACCUCUUCCUAAAGGAUAAGAAGAAAAAGCUUUACCUCCUCACUGCUCACCAUGAUAGACCUAUUCAGCUCAAUGCAGUAAGCAAGAAAGUAGGUGCAUCGGGUGGGCUUCGACUUGCUGAUGAGUCUAUACUCAAGGAGAAGCUGGGCGUGACCCAAGGUUGUGUCACACCCUAUGCCAUCUUCAAUGACACAGCAGGAGACGUAAAGUUCAUAUUGGACUCUGAUGUAGUCAAUGGUGGUCAUGAGAAGUUAUUUGGUCAUCCGAUGGUGAAUACAGCCUCCACCGCAAUCUCACCAGCGGACUUGAUGAAGUUUGCAAAGGAGAUGGGGCAUGAACCCAUCUUACUUGACUUUAGUGACAUGUAAUGCCAUUGCCAACUUGAAAUUAGGAACGCCUAAAUUGUUGGAGUAAGACUCAAACAAUCGAUGCAUUCGAUCAGUUUACCUACAAUCGACAAUGGAAUCCUACUUUUUACGCUAAUCAAAUGUUUGCCGGAUGUUGAUUACUUAUUUGAGACAUUUGUUUAUCAAGAGUAGCACUUAAAUGCCUAGUUGCGUGUGGUAUAAAGGGCAUGACCGCAUUGGUCAGAUCAUGCCAAGAGAACGCGCACAACUGCGUCUUGAGCAAUAAGAUUUCGCGUAGCAUAUCAUGUACAUGUCAACAUUUAGGCACAACUGUAAGUCAUACUUGAAUCUGUGUGAACGCCCCCGGUACGUUAACAUAAACUUUGUGAAAUUAUGAAACCUUAGCUAAAAACAGACAAUACUUUAAUAUGUUAUGAUCACUAACACAGAAAAAACAUACAUGUACCGGUAAUGUACAUGUAUGUGGGACAGUGAAUUAAUAUUCCUUGGGAAAAUACCAAAUGCCCAACGACCAGAAAAAAGACUAUUCGCAAAAGGUAGCAGCUGAUCAGCAAGCAUAUUGUUCACAUCAAUGGACCUUGUAUGACCCUGUACCACCGAAGUGAAUGUUCCCGGUUCCAUGACGUCAUCAACACCGACAUUGCAGAUUGGCGCAUCGGCAUGCUCAUGAAUAAUUCGUACAUUCACGUCUCCUUGGGUUCCAAAAGGCUUCGCGACUGAAUUCGCUCGAUCUUGUGCUCACUCGGCUCGCACCAAUUCUCCUCGUCAUCAGCUAGUGUCAUCUCAACCACUACUUGACUAGGAGAGAGACCUUGUCAAAAGGCUAUGUGGCAUUAGACUAUCUGAGAAGUAGACCAAAUUGAUAUUUUCUUUUUGGGGAUUAUAAUUUUUUUCUAAACAUUGAAAGUUCUAUCAAAGCUGGGCUAAUUAUUACCCAAGUAGUAAUUAGUUUUUUUUUUUUAAGCCCUUGCUUGUCUUUAUACAGGGGAUUUCUUUGAACAUCUGUCAUAGAGAAGUCUACAUUAUGAUCUUUAAUGAUUGCUGCAGUCUGCAGAUGAGUUUUAUAAACAAUCUUUGUAUCUUGAGAACUUGAAUGAGGUUGUGUCGUGUAAUAACUGGAGGCUUAGCUCCUUCUGCAUCAGUUAUGUUCACACUUGGUACAAACGAUCCUUGGGUAACAUGUGUGUUGUUGGGGUCAAUGGUCAUCUAGGGUUCAAAUGAUAUGAGGUCAUGUCUAUCCUUUUUUUUUUUAGUUUUUGUUCAACUUGCUCUCAUUUCUCUAUAUCUCCAUCAACUCUACUAAUGGUCUUUGGGUAAUACCACAUACAUGUGCGUUCUUGACGAUGAUAAGCUCAAAGGUCAUCUAGGGGUCAAAAGAUCAUAUUGCAUAUUUUAAUGAUCACGAAAUCAGGUGAGACACAUGGUUGUGAACCACCUUGUUUUUAAUUGGCAGCCCAAGGGGGGGGGGGGUAAACAUCCUAACCUCCCCCCCCCCCCCUUAGAUCCGCCACUGGUUGUAUGUGUGUCUGUAGGAUGUACAUGAUGGUAAUUGUACUACCCAGAGUACUAUAUGCUGCUGUAAUAUUUACCAUUUCAAAGGAAAUUCACAAGGAGGAGGGGUUUUAUUGGGAAAGAUCUUGAAAUGAUUCUUUUUGCCCGUUCCCUUGGCCAAGGUCAAUGUAAUUUGAGAUCAGUCCACUUGGAUAUACAUUUUACUCCAUGUAAAAUGACCAGAUAUUUGAUCAAAUCCAUUUUAAUCUGAAAAAUGUAUAGACAGUGCAUUAUUAAAGAACUGUAUAUUUCCAAGUCAAGGUGAAAGGUCAUCUGAGAUAAAUAAAUUGAAUCUAAUCUACUGUAAAAAUAUAUAUAUUUUGAAGCGCAUUUGUUUUAGGUUCAUUUUAAAUAUUCCAUAAAGUUUGUAUAUGAGACUAUAAAGCUAAGAGAGAAAUUUGUCAGUCUGUGACCCGCAUGGUAUACGUAUGGAUAUUGAGAGAUUCCACUAAAUCAUCUCAACUUCAUUGGUAUUAUUUGAUGAAAAAAUAAUAAUAAUGAAAGCUCGAUGUCCGAGCUGAAAUAUGUUUUGUAUAAUGACUUCAAAACUUUAUGUUCUAAGCUCCAUAUCAACCAAUAUUGAGUAUGAUAGGAAUAUCAUCGAACAGGCAAUGCGAGCGGAAAGCGCAAGUGAAAAUUUUAUAUAGUGACAUUAAAUUUUUUUUUUUUUGCAAGUCUUCCCCUCACCUCAUUUUAUUCACUCGUCUUCCUCUUAUUUUCCUCUUCCUUUUUCCUUCUAUCUUUCCCCUUCUUUUUCUUUUUUUUUCUUUCUUUCUCCCUAAAUCUCAGUCUAUAUUAAUAGAAAAAUGUAUAUGAAUCUUAUUGUCAUUUGACAAUGUGCAAAGUGAUACGUAGACAAAGUUGACUUCUUUGCAUUGGACUAAAUGACAGCUGGACCAAGUGAUACCUUGACCAAAUGGUGAUUAUACCAAAUCGAUAAUAAACCAAGUGGAAAGAGAUUAAAGAACAAAAUAGGAAUAAACACCACGUGAAAUAAGUGUAGGGGAACAGUGAGGGGAAUAUUUAGAACUUGGGGUGAUGGGUUGUGGACCGCUACCCCAUUCAGUUUAAGAGAGAGAAAAUAAGACAAGUACCAUAUGGCCCUGCGAAACGAGGAUGCUCAAAGCACCCUCAAAAUUUACCUUGGAGUGCUGCAUGUUAUUAUUUACCAUCAGGGGCGUGACAGGGGGAGGGGGGGGGCAAGAAAAAAAUCCCGGAAAUGAUCUUAGUUCAAUGAACCGUUCAGAAAUAAUUUGGAAAGUUUUGCAAGUGUAUCUGGAUUGAAAAUGAAUAGAGAAAAUACUUCACAUAAUGUUACUAGGCAAUCCUAAUCAAGAAAAACCGGGGGUACCUCCUUUCGGAAAAUUAGUGACAUUUAUGAAAAUAUUAGGGGUAUUUUUUAGCUUCGACAUUCAGGUAGAGGAGAGUAUGAAAUAUAAAGAAAUUUUUAGCAAAAUAAAAAACUCCCUCUCUUGGUGGAAACAAAGAGACUCAACCUUAUGGGGUAAAAUACAAUUGUUUAAAACUUUCACUAGGCCUACUCUAAGUUGAUAUCUAUAACGUCACUCAAUCUAAUUCCACAUUAUUUCGAUAUUUCAGGAACUUGAUAAACUGAUCUAUGACUUUAUAUAGAGAGGAAAAGACGAACUUCGAUGUUUCAUGAUUAUAAAUAUGGGGGACUUAAAAUGAUGUUUUUUUUAAUUGUUUGUCAAAGUUCAGAGAAUCAUGUGGAUUAAAAGAUUAUUAAUUGGGAAUCAACAAAUGAAAUGGAAAUUGUAUUUCAAUUUUUGUACUCAACAUAUCGGAGGAAAAUUUAAUUUUCUCUGUAAAAAUGAUAUUUGACAGUUAAAGCUGUCUUUAUCGCCAUUUUAUUUAGAGCUAUUGAAAAAAAAAUGGAAUCAGAAGACUUGAGACAAAUCUGUAAUACUCGAGGAUUUUCCUUUCUAUUAUCAUGUUAUGCAGAUCUAAUAUCGAAAGGUAUAUUCAGGUUAAAAAAAAUAUUGCAGAUAAAGAUGGUAAAUUGAAAACGGAUGCACAUUUCAAAACUAAAGGUCUCACUUCAUGGAAUAUGAUACAGAUAAAACAUAAUUAUAUUUGAGAAAAUUCCGCCCGUUGGAAAAGGCAAAUGCAUUUCACAGAAGAAAAGAAAAGGAAAAUAAAUCUGGAAGAAAUUUCAUUCAUCGUUUCGGACAAAAUCCAUGUCCAUGUAAGUGAACUCAUCUAAAAAAGAUUAUAUAGAACUAUUAUCAAUUCCAAAUUUGAAGGCACUCCUGUGGUUAAUCGGUUAAAAGAAUCAUAUAGUUUGUCUAUUAGAGAUAUUGAAAACAUUUUUCUUAGGCCAAGAAAAUGUACUUUGAAUAGUGCUGAAGAAAUUUCAAUUCAAAUUGUUACAAGGGAUUAUUUACACGAAUCGGGAUUUAUUUCGU
Lytechinus pictus (painted urchin) is the source of this 4764-nucleotide messenger RNA. RefSeq names its product putative prolyl-tRNA synthetase associated domain-containing protein 1. Gene Ontology annotation, molecular function: aminoacyl-tRNA deacylase activity. Bases 251 to 787 code for a protein of 178 amino acids. NCBI's taxonomy places the organism in Eukaryota, Metazoa, Echinodermata, Echinoidea, Temnopleuroida, Toxopneustidae. The transcript is spliced from 2 exons. The record is from RefSeq and is a predicted model, not a curated record.